AUGAAUUCUUUAAUACAACGUCAUUUAUCGAUAUUAAAACAAUUACGUAAAGAUCAAACAAAUGUAACUAUUGAAAAUCUUAUAGAAAUGUUCGAUGGUAUUGUAUUAUGUCUAAAUGGAAUGCGAAAUCGAGUAGAUGUUUUUCGUGUUCUUUCUUCAAUAUGCAAUGAUCUAUCAUCGAUCAAUACAUUAAAACUGUUCGAUAAUGUUGAUCUUAUGAAGCAUGAAUUUUUGCUUAUUAUUGGACGAACUUUUGAAAUGUUAUUGACCAAAGCAAGAUAUAUGUUAAUGACAAAAGAAGAAGAAGAAUGUUUUCAUGAGAUAAGUUAUUUAAUAACUAAUUUAUGUCUUUAUAAAAAUAAACCAAUCAAAUGUUUCUAUACGGCCAGUAAUGAACUAUUGAAAAUGAAUGAUUUAAAUCAAUUAGAUGAUCAAAUAUCUUAUCAAAAUAUAUUUCUCAUAGAAACUUUGUUUACAAAAUUAAGUUCAAUUAUCAAUAAUGAUUUAUCAGUAAACGACUAUAAUUCAUACCAUGUUAAAUAUAAAGCUAUCGGUCGUUUGAUUCGCCUAUGUACAAAAUUGAAUGAUAUAAAUUUUCAUAUUUUAAUCGAUCCUGUACUCAAUUGUUUACGCUCAAAUUUUUAUCAUGAUUCUUUUCAAACAAUCGAGCCAUGGCAAACGAUUUUAACACCCAAACAAUUAUUUUUCAUACACGAUUGCCCAGAAUUUAUUCGUUUACGUGGUCAAAAACGGCAAGAUGAAAUAUCGAAUUUAUUAUGCAAAUUAUUUAUAGAAUACUCUAAACAAAUAUUUGAGCAACAUUUAUCAAUGUUACUACAUGAUGAAGGUAUUUUUAAUCUUGCGAAAAUGCAAGCAAUUGCUUGGCAUGUCGAAUUUUUGAAUCAUUUGGCUUUAACACCAAAAUCACGUGUACAUUAUAUAACAGGUAUGAAUCAGCACAUGAGAGAUCUUCUAUAA
Messenger RNA from Rotaria sp. Silwood2, 978 nucleotides. Lineage: Eukaryota; Metazoa; Rotifera; Eurotatoria; Philodinida; Philodinidae. The record is from the annotation of a GenBank genome assembly.